AUGGAGCCAAACAAAAACCACCACCCGCGGCCCUGCCUGAAGUGCGGGCAGGGCUCUGCCGCCCUCGUCAUCCGCCUCGGGGACGCCUUCUGCCGCGGCUGCUUCCGCGAGUACUUCGUGCACAAGUUCCGCGCGAUGCUGGGCAAGAACCGCGUCAUCUUCCCGGGAGAGAAGGUGCUGCUGGCACUGUCGGGGGGACCGGCCUCCAGCGCCAUGCUCCAGCAGGUCCAGGAGGGACUCAGCCGGGAGACGGCCAAGAGGCUCCGCUUUGUCCCCGGCCUCAUCUAUGUUGAUGAGGGAGCGGUGCGCGGGCAGAGCCCGGCACAGCGGGAGCAGAGCCUGGCCCGCAUGGAGACCCUGCUGCAGGCGACCGGCUUCCCCUACCACCUGGCCCACCUGGAGCAGGCGCUGGAGCUGCCCGCAUCCAUCUUGCGGCCGGGGCCAGAGGGUUCCAGUGAGCCCGGUUCCUCCUACAAGGAGGCCGUGGAGGGCUUCAUUCAGCAGCAGCGGCAGGAGGGGGAUGGGGAUGGUGGCACCUCACUGCCCGGCCUCGGCACCCAGGUGGGGGACACGGCUCCCCCGCCUGCCCGCCGCUGCCCGCAACCCGCCGCUGCCCCCCCCCGGGGGCUGCGGCGGCUUUUCGAGGCCGUGGAGACGUCGACGGCGAGAGAGGAGCUGCUGCAGAUGCUGCGGACCCACCUCAUCCUGCAGACGGCCCGGACCAGGGGCUACGCCAAGGUGAUGACGGGCGAGAGCUGCACCCGCGUGGCCGUCAAGCUCCUCACCAACCUGGCGCUGGGUCGCGGUGCCUUCCUCGCCGUCGACACGGGCUUCGUGGACAACCGCCAUGGCGACGUGAUGGUGGUGCGUCCCAUGCGGGAGUACAUGGCCAAGGAGAUUGCCUUCUACAACCACUUCUUUGACGUCCCCACCGUCAUCGCGCCGCCCCUCCCCACCAAGCGCCGGGAGAAGCCCAGCAUCCACCAGCUGAUGGAGCGCUUCCUCCUGGGGCUGCAGGAGGAUUUCCCCUCCACCAUCAGCACCGUCUACCGGACGGGCGAGAAGCUGAGCCCGGUUCCGGCCCAGGAGGAGCUGGCCCUGGAGCCCACGCUGAUCACGGAGGAGCCAGAGCCGGCGGGGGACGGGUGCUGCCAGGACGCCCCGGCAGCAGGGGCUGAGAGCAGAGCUGCCUUCAUCCCGCUGCUGUGCUACAGCUGCCGCCUCACCUUCAAGGAACUGGGCCCCCUCGCCACGCUGCCGCCUUACGUGCGCGCCGAGGCCCAGCGCAGGAUCCGCAGGGCGCAGAUGAAGCAGCAGAGCCAGGAGGUCCCGCUGGAGGAUGAGGAGCCCAACGAGAGCUGA
Molecule: messenger RNA, 1362 nt
Organism: Nipponia nippon (crested ibis)
Lineage: Eukaryota; Metazoa; Chordata; Aves; Pelecaniformes; Threskiornithidae
Source: RefSeq, a predicted model, not a curated record